Molecule: messenger RNA, 4086 nt
Organism: Venturia canescens
Lineage: Eukaryota; Metazoa; Arthropoda; Insecta; Hymenoptera; Ichneumonidae
Gene: Nmnat
Product: nicotinamide mononucleotide adenylyltransferase
Exons: 5
Coding region: 197-3556 (1119 amino acids)
Biological process (GO): NAD+ biosynthetic process
Molecular function (GO): nicotinamide-nucleotide adenylyltransferase activity; nicotinate-nucleotide adenylyltransferase activity
Source: RefSeq, a predicted model, not a curated record
AUAAUAAAACAAGAUGGUCGAAAGUUUCGUCAGUCCGCGAGAACUCUUCGCUGCGUCACAAUUUUCGAGGGAAUAAUUAUACGCGUUCGUGAGAAGUUUUUCACCGGUUUUAAUAAGCGACCAAGUACCUUGAUUAUCAUUGCGAAAUGCUGUGAAAGUGUUGUCAGUUGAUGAUAAGCGAGAAAAAUCGCUUGAAAUGGCGCCGACGCGUGUUAUUUUGAUGUCAUGCGGGAGCUACAAUCCCCCAACCAAUAUGCACUUACGAAUGUUUGAAAUAGCCCGGGAUCAUCUUCAUCGAAUGGGAACGCACAUCGUUGUCGGAGCAGUCAUUUCUCCUACUCACGAUGAUUAUCCGAAAAAGGAACUGGCAAGUGCUGAGCACAGAUGUGCCAUGCUCAAACUGGCGACAGAGAACAGCGAUUGGAUACGGGUCAGCACAUGGGAAGCCAGACAAAACGGGUGGACCAAAACGAGACUGAGUCUCCAACAUCACCAAAAUUUACUUAACGCGGUCCUUCUUGAUUCUAAUGACUCGAAGUAUCGCUCAGACACGGAAGACACCAAUUGGAUACCAGAAAAUGUUAAAAACAGCAGUGACAGAACUCCCAUACAAAUUAAAUUAUUGUGUGGCGCUGAUCUGUUGGAAAGUUUUGGAACCCCAGGUUUAUGGGCAGAUGAAGAUAUCGACGCAAUUGUAGGACAGCAUGGACUUGUGGUAAUAACCAGAGAAGGUUCCAACCCAAACAAAUUCAUCUAUGACUCUGAUAUUCUCUCGAAAUAUAUGCACAAUAUUCACAUAGUCACAGAAUGGAUACCGAACGAAGUGAGUUCGACGAAGAUAAGACGAGCUCUGAAACGCGCCGAGAGCGUGAGAUAUCUCGUGCAAGAUUCCGUCAUCGAAUACAUCUACAAACACGGGAUUUACGAUGCAAAGACUGUUUCGAUAAUUAAGUUGGAACUGUCUACGAAAAAUGAUAAUGAUUUUUUGUGCAUACAACCAAAGUACGAGAGCACUUUUUUGACACCAUCGCCGAGCGAUGUUACAAUGACAACGCCGAGCCCGGUCGAGAUAAUAUCGAUCGAUAUAUCGGAAUCGGUGCUGAAGAAGAAUUUUCACAAUACCCCGAUGAACGGGAGAACUAUUUUAACGAGCUCAACGUCUGACGAUAACGAGCGCAUACGCGACAAAUUUAACAACGCGAUUACCGAGAACGUUAAUAGAGUUUUAGGAUGUAACAAAGUUUCUUACCCGGGUCAGGCUAAGCAGAUUAUCGCCAACGAGUCCGGGGAAUCUCAAAUUUUUUGUGAGGUAGGUUUGAAUUGUAUUCGCGAGAAUUACAAGAUCGAAAUGGAGAUCGAUGGUAAGGUCGAUCACGUUGUGGCAAAGGACGAUUCACCAUCGAAUUCGAAAUGUAAAAUUGAUGCGAAGGAAGCGGAGAACGACGGGGCGAUACUGAGUGAAGAACUAGCGAUAAUAAGUGACGCUCUGGAGGUCCUCAAAUCAUCCGAACAAGAAUUGACUCCUGACGAUUCGGAUAGCAAAAUAUCGGUGAUUCUCUCCAUCGACGUUGUCGAUUCGUCCACUUUGGAAAACAAACACAAACGCUCGAAAGACGAAUCUGCCGAUCAGGAAAUUCCAUUUGAAAAAAAUUCCAACGAGAUUGAAGAUAAUGGAGCGGUGAGCACUGUUAGUUGCGACGACGAAAUAACCAUUACUACAUCGUGUAAAGAUCGGGACGAUAAGGAAGAAGAAAAGUCUGAGACAAUUGUCGAAUCCCCGAGGAUUUACGGUGCAAACGAAGCUGCAGAAAAUUUUGCACCACCAACGGACAACGUUCAGGAUCAACCGGAGAUAGAUUUUCCGAUCGAAAGGAUCGAAAAAAAACCCGUCGAGAAGAGCUCAAAAUCGAUGGACGAACGCGAUUCUUCGAAUCGAGGAUCAACGAUCGAAGAACUCUCCCAAAAGCAUGAAAGUAACAUCGAGAUCGAUGGAAAGUAUAUAAAAUCCGUGGUAAAUUCGCGGAAAAGUCCAAAAAAAUUGAAAAAUGAAGAUAUUUUGGCAGUAACAUCCGACGAUUCGAAAUCGUCUGGAGAAAAAUCGAAUGGGGAAAUCCAAUCGAAGAAAAGUUCGAUCGAACGUAUAAAUACGGUAGGAACGGGACGUAAACGUGGAGUCGUAUUUCAGGGUAGUUUGGACUCGAUAAACGUAAAACAGCCGAAAUCAUCGUCGAUAAUAAACAGUCAGAAUCAUCCGGCGAUAUCGAAAAAGUCAAAAAGUUACGAAUCUAUAAAACCUACUGAAAUUCAACCGACGUUGAUUUAUAAUAUUUCUUUGGACGGAUCGAAGGAUGAGAACGUAGCGAGUUCUUGUGACGACACGUCGAAACUCAGGACCGACAGUAUGUCGAUAUUCACAACGGCGAAUGAGCCUCAGGAGAGUGGGCAAACGGACGAGUUUUGCUCAGUCUGCUGUUACGCGAACGAGCCAUCGUCAACCGACGCUUUUUACACAUUGAGAUCGACCGGGAGCUCGCCUUUGGAGGAAGCUUCGACGGAAUGUGACAUUUGCAGCAAUUGCGACCUCCGCGAGGAUCCCGAAGAAGAAACACCCAAAUUCGAAAAGCCAAUACUGCCGGGGGAGCCAGUCUGCGAAUUGUGCGAAAUUUGUGGCGACGCCGCGAUGGACGAAGACGUCGUCGCAUCUUCGCGGCCCGAGAAGGACGAUUUCGUCGAUCGUCGUUUAUCAUCGUCGCGUCCCUUGCCUCUGAGUUUGCCGAAGCGAAAUAAGGGGGUCGUUCGAUUGAACACGAGAACGUUCAACAACAUUGAGAACGACGAUGAGGAGGAUGACGAAGACGAUGACGCGGAUCGCUUCGACAUCGAGGCCUCCGAAAUGAACCGAAAAGUUCUCGACUCUCGGGACAAAGUACAAGCUCUUCUAGAAAAAGCUGUCGACCGAAACUCCACUGACGACACGAACAGCAACGACGACGAAUUCGAAAUCGAGAACUGCGGCCUCGACGCCGAGCUCGACCGAGAUCUCGGCAACGAAGAGAACUCGCGCUAUAGAAACGAGGUCGAGGACACUUUGAGAAACAUUGUUCCCCGCGACGAAAUUGCCAUUUCAGCAAAAAACUCAAAGAAAAUGACUCGUACAGGAUCUCUCGUGAAUCGCGACACGAUCGAUCGCACCAGAGCCAAAAGACGGUAUUCGUCGGUCGAUAAUCUCCAGAACUCGCGUCAAAUCGUCAAAUCAACCAUAGAAAAACCGAAUUCACUGAGACCUCGCGGUGUUGGUAGAGGCAUCGUCGGGUCCGCUGACAAUAUCCGGCCCACCAGGAGUUCUCGGAGUCGCACUACCCUCCGCAAAUCCGCCGACGACGUUGCGCGUGGUUAUCACUCACCCCUGGACGAUACCCACGAAUCUCCUCUCUACGAAAAUAUCGGGAGGAAAAAAUUCGGCAAGGAACAAAAGCCACGGGACAGUGGUACCAUCAAAAUGAUCCUCACCAAACACGGUAUCAAAAUCAUAAGCGACAAAGAGACCGCUUUAUAGCUGAGGGUUUACUCGGAGAUGCUCUAGGAAAGGGAUUCCGACGAGAAGAGCUCCGUCAGUAGUCCAAGCUCUCAAACGUCACAAAACACGUUGCUAUGCGUGAUAAACGUCAAGCCCAAAGAAAUCAAUACUAAAGAUGCGGAGUGAACGAAAAACAACGAAGAAUCAGAAUCAUAUUGAAGUUUACACGGUUGAAAAGUAACGAAAAAUCUUGUCUCGUCAACCAGUUUUUUAUCCAACUCGUCCGCCGACGUUUUUGCAGAUUGUGGGUUGACGAAGGGAAUCGAUCAUGGGAUCGUAAUUCUGCAAAUUGAUUUUCGACACUAAUUAUAAGAGGCGUUCCGUUGUGUUCCAACGACGCUAAUUUCGAUAUCGCUCGUCUCAUAGUAAGACUCGAGCAGCUUGCCGAACCGAUAAAGUCGAGAUGAAAAAUCGUUGAGAAUAACAUUGUGAUGAAAACUUCCUAAGGACGUUGCCAAAAUGGAAAUAUGCCCAUGAAUAUUAAUAAACGAUAUCGAAUUAUUUCCAAA